This is a messenger RNA of Aspergillus nidulans FGSC A4, 1917 nucleotides long. RefSeq names its product Zn(II)2Cys6 transcription factor. Gene Ontology annotation, molecular function: DNA binding; zinc ion binding; DNA-binding transcription factor activity, RNA polymerase II-specific. Gene Ontology annotation, cellular component: nucleus. Lineage: Eukaryota; Fungi; Ascomycota; Eurotiomycetes; Eurotiales; Aspergillaceae. The record is from RefSeq and is a predicted model, not a curated record. The transcript has a single exon. Gene Ontology annotation, biological process: DNA-templated transcription; regulation of transcription by RNA polymerase II; regulation of DNA-templated transcription. The coding region runs from base 1 to 1917 and encodes 638 amino acids.
AUGUCGUCGAAGCGAAUCCCCAUCAGCUGCGAAAACUGCCGCCAACGCAAGAUCAGAUGCAUUACCUCCAGCUACCAAGCUCCCUGCGACACUUGUCUUCGCCGUGGCUAUGCGUCUAGCUGUCGAUUUCGCCGCCAGGACAGUUAUGAUCCUCGAGGAUCAGGCCCAGAGAAACUCGUAGACGUCUCUGCCCUGGAAGAUCUCCUGAGACAGAACAUUGCAGUCACCAGUGCACUGCUCAGCAAGCGCAGUGAGACCCGGCUGCCAUCUCCAGACUCGAGUCCAGGUGCUCUACUGCAUCUAGAUGCGGUAGAGCGCAGAGAGACCCCUGAGCCUGCUCGCCAAUCAGGGCGUCUGGUUACGACACCUUCGGAUCAUGUUCGAUUCGUUCCGACCAAUGGUUCUGAGGAUGCUGAUCUGAUUGAUGCAAUGCAUGGGUCUACGCCUGACUGUUCGACCGGAUUUCCCUUCUUUGAGCUCUCGCGGCUUAGCGGCGUCUCUGAAGAACUACUCGAUAUGCUUCCUCCUCUGCCGCAGGUAGAGGAGCUCAAGUCGGUAUUUUUCCAGGUCUUUUCGCCGCUUUUCCACGUUCUUCACGAUCCCACCUUUCACGCCAGAUAUGAAGAGUUCAAACAGGAUCCAAGAUCCGUCUCUUUGUCCUUUCUCGCUCUGCUCUUCGUCACUCUUAGCCUCUCCGUUACUGCAUUAGAUGACGACAACCCCCUGCUCAGGAACUUAGGCCGUGACCCGUCACCUGGCGAGAACAUUCGUAGCCUGUCGGCGAAGUAUCGGGGUGCGGCAAUGCGGUGCCUGGUGGCGGAUAACUUCAUGUUUCGGCACAAUCUUUGCACCGUGCAGUCUCUCGUUUUGCUCAUUUAUGCCAUCAAUCAUGCUCAAGGACCUGCAUGGUCUCUCCUCGGGACGACGCUCCAUAUAGCUGUCGCCAUUGGAUGUGCCGUCGACCCCUCGCGGCUUAACGUUGGCCGCGUUGAGGCGGAAGAGCGUCGACGCUGCUGGGCUGCGCUUCAGAUGCUGUACACGAUCCAAAACACCUGCCUCGGCAAUCUCAUGCCAUUCCGCAUCAAUUCCCAAGUUGACCUUCCAGCCGACAUUGAAGACGACGACCUAUCAUUAGACCAGUGCCCGAACGACGACCCAUCAGCAUUCCCAACGAAGAUGACCUAUCUGCUGUACAAAUUCCGCCUUUAUAACCUUGCCUUCGACAUCUGUCAGCUCUCAUCGCCGGCAGAGCACGCAAAAGUAUCUGCACUAGAUACAAGAAUUGUCAAUGAGCAGCAGUCCCAUUUUGUUCGAUUUGCUGCGCGACCUAUCACAGAUUUAGACCCGUACCAUCAAGCCCACUACUACAUCCUCGCAAACUACACCAACCAUCUCACGCUCCUCCUCCAUCGACCGUACAUUUCAACGGCCAAUUUUAGUACGCCUUUUUCCCAAAGCCCCGAGCGAUGCGAGCACGCUGCGACGACUAUCCUCUCUAACUUCGAAAGACUCGCCUCCGACCCCCUCUUCCAGAGCUACCGGUGGUAUGUUGACGGUUUGGGCUCAUUCUACGCUUUCUUCUCGAUCACGACGCUGCUAAUCCUUCACGGAAACGGGCAACUGGAUAUACAGUCCGGCUCUCUAAUAUUGAACCUAGUUCGCCGUUGUGUGGAUAUCCUUAUGCACAGAGCACCGAGAAGCUCGGUUUGCUCAAAAGCUGCUGCAAUUCUUGAGCCGAUUGCGCAGCGUCUGGAUCCGCUGGGACUUAGAACUGGCCAGGCUAAUGCUGAGCAAAUGAGUCCGGUUAUUGAGGAAGAGACGAUUCUCUCUGCGUUUCCAGAGCUUGGAGGGCUGUUCUUUGACGUCCCGUGCGAGCAAUGGCUGACUCCGGCGGGGUUCCCUUGGGUAGCGUCUUGA